Molecule: messenger RNA, 7657 nt
Organism: Labrus mixtus (cuckoo wrasse)
Lineage: Eukaryota; Metazoa; Chordata; Actinopteri; Labriformes; Labridae
Exons: 32
Coding region: 654-6599 (1981 amino acids)
Biological process (GO): cell surface receptor signaling pathway
Molecular function (GO): transmembrane signaling receptor activity
Source: RefSeq, a predicted model, not a curated record
CAUGUUCAAACAGGACCUGUGGACGUGCAUUAGUGGAGAGAAGUCAGAGUGGGGCUGCUACACACUGCUAUGCAGGCAGUGCACCAGAUCAGUCGUGGGUUAUUAUUUAUUAAUGAUCAUGUGAAUCAUUAGAUGGCAUUCUAUUUGUAAUUCUGCCACCAGGGUGUAUUAGACAAGGACACUCAUAUAUUGUGUAUUGCAAAACAUUAUUUAUUUUGUUUAUAAAAACACAACAUAAAUAAAUAUAAUAAUAUAUUUGGCAUAACAUGCAGCACAUAGAACACUAGAAAUGUUAGGUGUGUAUGUGAUCUUAAAGUUAUUGGCAUUAUGUUUCAUGGAUGUGCAAUAAUUAGUUAUUAGUGCCAUUAUUUAUUUAUUUAACCCCUAACAGAAGCCAUUUUACAUGAUCUCUUUCUUAUUCGAGCAGUAGACAGGAAGUGUAAACAGGUUUGUUGAGGUUGGCACUUCUUAGAAUUUUGUGUAUAGGGAAGGAAGUACAGACAAAGAAGUCCGAGAGAAACUCUGCUCUCACAUUUUAAUGAACUGUUUCUUGUCUUUCUCCUCUUUUCCUUCUGCAUUAUUAGAAAUGUAAAGUUAAUGUGUUUUUUUUAAAAGCUAAGCGUCAGAGCUUCAUUGUCGUUUUCGAUGUGAAGAUGGACCAAACCUUGCGUUGUGUGCUGGGGUUUUUCUUGCUGAAUUUGAUCCCCCACGGAUUGGCUCAAGGUAACCGUCCCCGUGUGACCACAACAUCCAACUGGCCUGAAACAUUCUGGGCUGAGACGCUCACUCUCAGAUGUGAGAUUGAGGGAGGUGGAGACUCUGAAUGGACGUUUGGAUGGAGAAGAGACAGAACAUUCAGCUCAGACAAAUAUACAGCAGACAAUAAAUACAUUAUUAGUGGAGCCACUGAAUCUGACAACGGAGACUAUGAGUGCAUCGGCAGAAGGGGCCACACUAAUUCUACCUUCACGCCUUGGAGUGAACCCUUCAAAUUGACUGUAACACCAAGAACACCAAAGGCUGAACUGAGAGCUGACAGGACAUCAAUUCCAGCAGGGGGCGCUGUGAUCCUGACCUGUGAUGUGAACCCUCCAUCAUCUGGCUGGACGUACAUCUUAUACAGAGGAGAUCACCCGCGCACACAAGAUGAUGGUAAAAACUUCAAUGGACGAAUCAGUGUCUCCCAGGGAGGAGUCUACUGGUGCAGAGGAGAGAGAGGAGAACCAGUUUACUACACAGAGUACAGCUAUUCAGUCACUAUCAACAUCAUUUUAUCAAACAGAGCUGUUGUGACUCUUCAGCCCCAUUGGACUGAGAUAUACAGCGGAGAGAAGAUCACUUUUAGAUGUGAAAUCGAGGGUGGAGACGACUCUGAGUGGGAGUACGAGUGGGAAACAACCACCUCUGAAAGAUCUGUAAGACAGAGUAAAUCCUUUGAAAUGACUGCUACUUCUUACAGGGAAGGAGAAUACAAGUGUAAGGGAAAACACAAAACUGAGGUACUUUCUUCAACACCAUGGAGCACUCCAAUCACAUUGAAAGUAUCAGCAAGAACACCAAAGGCUGAACUGAGAGCUGACAGGACAUCAAUUCCAGCAGGGGGCGCUGUGACCCUGACCUGUGAUGUGAACCCUCCAUCAUCUGGCUGGACGUACAUCUUAUACAGAGGAGAUCACUCGGGCACACAAGAUGAUGGUAAAAACUUCAAUGGACGAAUCAGUGUCUCCCAGGGAGGAGUCUACUGGUGCAGAGGAGAGAGAGGAGAACCAGUUUACUACACAGAGUACAGUGAUUCAGUCACUAUCAACAUCAUUUUAUCAAACAGAGCUGUUGUGACUCUUCAGCCCCGUUGGACUGAGAUAUACAGCGGAGAGAAGAUCACUUUUAGAUGUGAAAUCGAGGGUGGAGACGACUCUGAGUGGGAGUAUGAGUGGGAAACAACCACCUCUGAUAAAUCUGUGAAAAAAAACAGUAAAUCAUUUAAAUUCACUGCUAAUGUUUACAGUCGAGGAGAAUACAAGUGUAAGGGAAAACACAAAACUGAGGUACUUUCCUCAACACCAUGGAGCACCCCAAUCACAUUGACAGUAUCAGAACAAAAACCAAAGGCUGAGCUGAAGGCUGAUAACACAGAUAUUCCAGUAGGAGGUUAUGUGACCCUGACCUGUGAUGUGAGGUCUUCAUCUGGUUGGAAAUACUACUUUUGGUACAGAGCAGAUAAAUCCUCUAACCCAUCAUCCAUAAAUGAUGUCUCCUCGGCUGGACAAAUGAAUGUCUCAAAGGAAGGACUCUACUGGUGUAGAGGAGCGAGAGGAAACCCAGUUUACUACACAGAGGACAGUAAUAGAAUUAUGUUAAAAGAAAAUACGGUUGCAAACAAGGCUGUCGUGACUCUGCACCCCGACUGGUCUGAAAUAUACAAUGACGAGUCGAUUACUCUAAGAUGUGAGAUAAAGGAAGGAGACGACGCUGAGUGGGAGUACGAGUGGAAAACAAGCAGCUCAGUCAAACCUCCAAAAGAAAAGGAAUACAGUAUUGGACCUGCUAAUACAUCACACAGUGGAAACUACAGUUGUAAGGGCAGAAAAAAAAGUGAUCAGUCUCCAACAGGUUGGAGCGAUCCCAUCACAUUAACGGUUUUAUCCAGUUCACCCCAGCCUGUCCUCACCGUGUCUCCACUCUGGCUGAGUCCUGGAGACUCUGUGACUCUGAUCUGUGAGGUUAAACACCCAUCAGCAGGAUGGAGGUUCUACUGGUAUAAAGCUAUUCCCAAACUAUCUGACAACUCCUACAGCUACCAGCUGCUAUCUGGAAGCAGAGAUGGAACUGAAAAGUAUUCCUUCAUUGUUCAUGGAAAGACACACACAGCAGGAUAUGUGUGCAGAGCUGGAAGAGGAGAAAUGAACACUCCUUAUAGUAAACUAAAGUUUGUCUGGUCUGGAGAUUUGCCUUCAUCAGCAUCUCUCACAGUGAGUCCUGAAAGAGUGCAACACUUCACCUCUGAUUCUGUCUCACUGGAGUGUAAGGGGAACUCUACUCAGUGGAGAGUGAAGUUUCAAGAGGACAGCUCCCUGGAAGAUUGCUCCCAGUGGGAUACAAUGACUGGAUCAACAUGCACAAUAGAGGGAUAUAGAUCGAGAAAUAAUGUGUACUGGUGUGAGUCUGGAUCAGGGGAGUUCAGCAACGCUGUCAACAUCACUAAACAGAAGUAUAACAUUAUCCUGGUGAGCCCUGUCCAUCCAGUGACUGAAGGAAGUUCAGUUAGUCUUAGCUGCAGAUUGAGAAGCUCAAAUAUUGUUUCCAAUGUGUUCUUCUAUCGGAAUAACAAACUCAUUCAAAAUGAUACCAGAAAGGAGCUUAAUAUCUCUGCUGUGUCAAAGUCUGAUGAGGGCUUCUACAAGUGUCAGACCUCAGGGAGAGAGUCGUCUCAGAGUUGGAUGUCAGUAACAGUUGUAGCGGUGUCCAGGCUUGGGAACCCUUCAUAUCCUGUAAUUCUCGUGAUUGUCGGGCUGAUUUGUGGAGUAGUACUUAUAAUUCUUCUGCUCCUAUUGUAUCGCUGCAGGCAGUCCAAGGACUCAUGCUUCAGGAGGCCAAGCCAGUCUGAGAGUAACAACCAAGACUCUGCCAGAAGUCAUGAACUUUACCAGAAUGUGGCUCAACCUGAUGUAUACUCUACUCUCCUGCACGGUGAUGCCAGUGUCUACGAAACACUGCAAAUCUCUGAGGACAACAACGCUGGUACUGACCAGCUGGGGCUCUUCCCUGUGCAACUGGCUGCUGGACUUCCUCAGCGAGAGGCCUCAGACAGUGCGGGUCGGCGGCAGCACAUCAAAAACCACCGUCAUGAGCACUGGGGCCCCCCAUGCAGCAACCACAUUGUGAAGUUCGCGGACGACACAACAGUGGUUGGUCUCAUCUCCAACAACGAUGAGACGCACUACAGGAUGGAGGUCAGCCAACUGGCCACAUGGUGUAGAGACAACAACCUCUUCCUGAAGGUCGACAAGACCAAGGAGGUUGUUGUCGACUUCCGGAGAGUCCCCACUCCUACACCUCCACUGACCAUCGACGGUGCUGCUGUGGAGAGAACAGGUAACCGUCCCCGUGUGACCACAACAUCCAACUGGCCUGAAACAUUCUGGGCUGAGACGCUCACUCUCAGAUGUGAGAUUGAGGGAGGUGGAGACUCUGAAUGGAUGUUUGGAUGGAGAGGACACAGAACAUCCAGCUCAGACAAAUAUACAGCAGACAAUAAAUACAUUAUUAGUGGAGCCACUGAUUCUGACAACGGAGACUAUGAGUGCAUCGGCAGAAGGGGCCACACUAAUCCUACCUUCACGCCUUGGAGUGAACCCUUCAAAUUGACUGUAACAACAAGAACACCAAAGGCUGAACUGAGAGCUGACAGGACAUCAAUUCCAGCAGGGGGCGCUGUGACCCUGACCUGUGAUGUGAACCCUCCAUCAUCUGGCUGGACGUACAUCUUAUACAGAGGAGAUCACUCGGGCACACAAGAUGAUGGUAAAAACUUCAAUGGACGAAUCAGUGUCUCCCAGGGAGGAGUCUACUGGUGCAGAGGAGAGAGAGGAGAACCAGUUUACUACACAGAGUACAGUGAUUCAGUCACUAUCAACAUCAUUUUAUCAAACAGAGCUGUUGUGACUCUUCAGCCCCGUUGGACUGAGAUAUACAGCGGAGAGAAGAUCACUUUUAGAUGUGAAAUCGAGGGUGGAGACGACUCUGAGUGGGAGUAUGAGUGGGAAACAACCACCUCUGAUAAAUCUGUGAAAAAAAACAGUAAAUCAUUUAAAUUCACUGCUAAUGUUUACAGUCGAGGAGAAUACAAGUGUAAGGGAAAACACAAAACUGAGGUACUUUCCUCAACACCAUGGAGCACCCCAAUCACAUUGACAGUAUCAGAACAAAAACCAAAGGCUGAGCUGAAGGCUGAUAACACAGAUAUUCCAGUAGGAGGUUAUGUGACCCUGACCUGUGAUGUGAGGUCUUCAUCUGGUUGGAAAUACUACUUUUGGUACAGAGCAGAUAAAUCCUCUAACCCAUCAUCCAUAAAUGAUGUCUCCUCGGCUGGACAAAUGAAUGUCUCAAAGGAAGGACUCUACUGGUGUAGAGGAGCGAGAGGAAACCCAGUUUACUACACAGAGGACAGUAAUAGAAUUAUGUUAAAAGAAAAUACGGUUGCAAACAAGGCUGUCGUGACUCUGCACCCCGACUGGUCUGAAAUAUACAAUGACGAGUCGAUUACUCUAAGAUGUGAGAUAAAGGAAGGAGACGACGCUGAGUGGGAGUACGAGUGGAAAACAAGCAGCUCAGUCAAACCUCCAAAAGAAAAGGAAUACAGUAUUGGACCUGCUAAUACAUCACACAGUGGAAACUACAGUUGUAAGGGCAGAAAAAAAAGUGAUCAGUCUCCAACAGGUUGGAGCGAUCCCAUCACAUUAACGGUUUUAUCCAGUUCACCCCAGCCUGUCCUCACCGUGUCUCCACUCUGGCUGAGUCCUGGAGACUCUGUGACUCUGAUCUGUGAGGUUAAACACCCAUCAGCAGGAUGGAGGUUCUACUGGUAUAAAGCUAUUCCCAAACUAUCUGACAACUCCUACAGCUACCAGCUGCUAUCUGGAAGCAGAGAUGGAACUGAAAAGUAUUCCUUCAUUGUUCAUGGAAAGACACACACAGCAGGAUAUGUGUGCAGAGCUGGAAGAGGAGAAAUGAACACUCCUUAUAGUAAACUAAAGUUUGUCUGGUCUGGAGAUUUGCCUUCAUCAGCAUCUCUCACAGUGAGUCCUGAAAGAGUGCAACACUUCACCUCUGAUUCUGUCUCACUGGAGUGUAAGGGGAACUCUACUCAGUGGAGAGUGAAGUUUCAAGAGGACAGCUCCCUGGAAGAUUGCUCCCAGUGGGAUACAAUGACUGGAUCAACAUGCACAAUAGAGGGAUAUAGAUCGAGAAAUAAUGUGUACUGGUGUGAGUCUGGAUCAGGGGAGUUCAGCAACGCUGUCAACAUCACUAAACAGAAGUAUAACAUUAUCCUGGUGAGCCCUGUCCAUCCAGUGACUGAAGGAAGUUCAGUUAGUCUUAGCUGCAGAUUGAGAAGCUCAAAUAUUGUUUCCAAUGUGUUCUUCUAUCGGAAUAACAAACUCAUUCAAAAUGAUACCAGAAAGGAGCUUAAUAUCUCUGCUGUGUCAAAGUCUGAUGAGGGCUUCUACAAGUGUCAGACCUCAGGGAGAGAGUCGUCUCAGAGUUGGAUGUCAGUAACAGUUGUAGCGGUGUCCAGGCUUGGGAACCCUUCAUAUCCUGUAAUUCUCGUGAUUGUCGGGCUGAUUUGUGGAGUAGUACUUAUAAUUCUUCUGCUCCUAUUGUAUCGCUGCAGGCAGUCCAAGGACUCAUGCUUCAGGAGGCCAAGCCAGUCUGAGAGUAACAACCAAGACUCUGCCAGAAGUCAUGAACUUUACCAGAAUGUGGCUCAACCUGAUGUAUACUCUACUCUCCUGCACGGUGAUGCCAGUGUCUACGAAACACUGCAAAUCUCUGAGGACAACAACGCUGGGGAUGAUUACGUCAACCAAUCAGUAAGGCACUGAAGACACUGAAAAUGUUCUUUGAACACACAGUUUGUAAAUUCCGCCGCCAGGGGACUACCACAAAAGACGACAUCAAGGCUGGCGGGGAAUCAUGGGAGUGAUUCUCUCUGCUACUCUGUCCCCAACCCUGAUGAAAAUGAGCUAAGAGUUGACCGUAGUGAAGACAAACGAGCGAAACCGACCUAGAGGAAGAGAAUAUGUUUACCGACGAUGUAUCCAAGUCUGAUUUACAUGAAGUUUUUAUCACAGCAGCACAUACAGCAACAGUACGGUGUUUCCAUGGCAACGAUAUACGUUGUGUCUGUCAUGGAGGCUCUGUCAUGGUGGCCACCACGACAACACGGCUUCUGUUACUAUAAUAUUAAGGAUUUCUCUGGCUUUGAUAACUGUUGUAAAUAUUUGCGGGAAUGUAAGUACAAGACGAAAAAUAUAUUUAUAACAUCAGUUUCGUCAAUUUUUAAUUAUUUAGAUAUUUAAGUGUAAAAAUUUGUAUAUCUUUCUACAUAUUGUAUAUUUAAAGGAGCUGAUUAAAUUACAUAAAUUAUGUUCACAUCGUUACUUAACAUGCAACUCUGCUUUCCAAUUAUCACAAAUGUUCAAGGGUUAGUACAGUUCAUUUGUUUUCUGGUUAAAUAAGAGUGACAGAAUAUGUAUUACAUUACUCAUAUUAGCUAAAAGCUUACAAUUAUUACCUGAAUAUUCUUGACUAUUCUUAUUUUUAGAAGUAUAUAUUUUAUUUUGUCAUUUAUCUGUCAAUUUUGUGUACUAAACUUUGGAUACGAGUUGUUUCAGCUGCUUCAUACUGUAUAUUUUAGCUUGAGCACCCAGUUGAUAGUGCAGCUUUAAAGUCGGCUUCUUUGUCAGUGUUGGCUUACAAAGAUCCCGGAUGGACAUCAACAUUACUUUUAUAUCUGUGAUGACCUGCUCUCCACCAACAUAAUCAUUUACAUUAUAGUUUAUUGAACCGUCAGUAAUUUGUAUCUUAAUUAUUUCAUAGUUAUGUAUUGUUAAAGUAUUUCUGCUGUAAUGUUCCUAAUAAAUGUUUUAAACAGGAACAA